AUGACUCAGGGCUUAGCGACUAAGUAUGAAAUCAACGCCGAUAUGGGCGAGGGCUUCGGCCGCUGGAAGAUGGGACCAGACGAGGAGCUGAUGCCAUUCAUCGACGCUGCAAAUAUCGCAUGCGGAUUCCACGCCGGUGAUCCUAGCAUAAUGCUCAAAACCAUUCGUCUUUGCAAACAACACGGUGUUAGAGCAGGUGCUCAUCCCGGACAACAAGAUCUGUUUGGAUUCGGGCGCAGAAAAAUCGAGGUGGGUCCGAGAGACAUGUAUGCUCUGGUUCUAUACCAAGUCGGAGCGCUCAAAGCCAUGCUGGAUGCCGAGGGCGUCGCUCUCUCCCACAUCAAACCACACGGAGAGCUCUACUUCUAUAUGCAGAGAGACGCAGGCAUCAUGAGAGCGGUGCUAGAGGCUUGCGCAACAUUCAAAGUUCCAGUAUACGCCUGCCAGAAUGAGAUGCAGGAGGCCAUGUGCAAAGAACUUGGGAUUCCCUUCCAGGGGGAGGUAUACGUCGAUAUUGAUUAUUCGCCAGAGGUGAAACUGAUUCCUGUCGCUCAUUCGAAGCCUGCAACUCCUGAGCUUUGUUAUGAGCGAGCCCUCUCUGCGACAAUGACAGAUCAUGGCAAAGAUGUUGACGGCGAGAAAAUUUGCUUUGGGUUUGAUGGAAAGCCUUUCAGUAUUUGCAUUCAUUCAGAUCACCCAACCGUUCUUGAGAAUGUGAAGGGAGCUCGCCAGGCUGUUGACGAGGCCAACUGCCAUCGCUUCCCCGGGCAGUCAAAGGAUCAGCGAUCAUAA
Penicillium nucicola is the source of this 792-nucleotide messenger RNA. Its product is annotated as LamB/YcsF family protein. The record is from RefSeq and is a predicted model, not a curated record. NCBI's taxonomy places the organism in Eukaryota, Fungi, Ascomycota, Eurotiomycetes, Eurotiales, Aspergillaceae. Bases 1 to 792 code for a protein of 263 amino acids. Gene Ontology annotation, biological process: carbohydrate metabolic process. The transcript has 2 exons.